AUGCUCUCAUCACGUCUCCAGAAGAAGUCGCCGCUUUUUGCCGCCAAGCUCGAACAGAUGGCAAUAAGUCUCAGGCCUCUUGUCUCCUUAACACAAGGAGAAGCCCAUCCCGACUUUCCUUACACAUUGCUCAACUACUGGCUCCUGACUUCCAGUCAGCUGGAUGAUCUCGCCCACUUCUAUCAUCAGAGAACACCAUCGACUUGGACAUACAGAUAUCCUUGUCCUGUAACAUGGAGAACCGAUGCUACAUUGGAAGAGAAAAGGAGGCGUAUUGGCCGGUUCAUUGGCUUGAAAGGCUGCGACAGUCCAACCCCAAUUGGGCUGACCGAAGAGCAGGUACAGGAGGAAGUUCGAAAAGCGAGGGAGAAGAAUGAGGAGGAAGAGAUGUUUGCUAGGAAGAGAAGGGGCUACUAG
Molecule: messenger RNA, 417 nt
Organism: Glarea lozoyensis ATCC 20868
Lineage: Eukaryota; Fungi; Ascomycota; Leotiomycetes; Helotiales; Helotiaceae
Product: beta-xylosidase
Exons: 1
Coding region: 1-417 (138 amino acids)
Source: RefSeq, a predicted model, not a curated record